AACGAUCCCCGCGCACCGCCAAAUUUGGGAAACACGUGAGCUGAAGGGGGCAUGGGAAACGUCUAACCCUCGCACCUCUGCCCGCCACCACCCUCGGGUAGUUUAAUAUUCGCUAUAAACGAGAGGAAGUCAUUCCUCGAAGUUCCGAGCUUUUCUCUUGCUCUGCUCUCUAAUGGCGGCGGCGGCGGCGGCGGCGGCGGCGGCAAGAAGCGCUCUCCUCAAGCACCUCAGGGUGACGGCGGCAUCUCCGGCGUCUCUUCACCGGGCGGCUCCCUUCUUCUUCGCCCAGCUCCUCCUCCGCCACCGCGGCUUCUCCAGCGAGGAGGUCAGGGGCACCUUCCUCGACAAGUCUGAGGUCGCCGAUCGGAUCAUCACCGUCGUCAAGAAUUUCCAGAAGGUCGAUCCCUCCAAGGUGACACCAAAUGCUCAUUUCCAGAAGGACCUUGGCCUGGAUAGUUUGGACGGUGUAGAGAUUGUCAUGGCCCUAGAAGAAGAAUUUAGCUUUGAGAUCCCUGACAACGAAGCAGACAAGAUUGACUCCAUUAGUGUAGCCGUUGACUUUAUUGCUUCACAUCCUCAGGCAAAAUGAGAUAAUGUCUGUAUUGCUCUUUGUUUCCCUCUGCUUUUUCAGAAGUUUCCACCGGCUGUUUUGUUAUAAAAAAACCAGUUGGAGCUCGAAGUUAGACUCUUUUCUUGAUCAUGUCAGUGCAGCUCAGUGCAUGGCAUUCAUGAUUUACAAUCCAUCAAUUAUGGUAUUUUUAAGCUGAAGAUAUUAUGGA
Molecule: messenger RNA, 779 nt
Organism: Phoenix dactylifera (date palm)
Lineage: Eukaryota; Viridiplantae; Streptophyta; Magnoliopsida; Arecales; Arecaceae
Product: acyl carrier protein 2, mitochondrial-like
Biological process (GO): fatty acid biosynthetic process
Cellular component (GO): mitochondrion
Molecular function (GO): acyl binding; acyl carrier activity
Source: RefSeq, a predicted model, not a curated record